Molecule: messenger RNA, 1113 nt
Organism: Trypanosoma conorhini
Lineage: Eukaryota; Euglenozoa; Kinetoplastea; Trypanosomatida; Trypanosomatidae
Product: S-adenosylmethionine decarboxylase
Exons: 1
Coding region: 1-1113 (370 amino acids)
Biological process (GO): spermine biosynthetic process; spermidine biosynthetic process
Cellular component (GO): cytosol
Molecular function (GO): adenosylmethionine decarboxylase activity
Source: RefSeq, a predicted model, not a curated record
AUGCCGAGCAAUAAGGACCCCUUCUCACUGAUGGCCAUGUGGGGCUCCGUGAGGAGCUACGACCCAAGGCGGGGGGCUAGCUUUGAGGGACCGGAAAAACGCCUGGAGGUCAUCAUGCGUUUUCUUGACGAAACCCACGUGGACGGCCUUCACGCCCUUGGAGACGAGGUGUGGACAGUUGUCGUGGGCUCAUUAAAUGCUCAAAUUGUGUCCAAGGAAAGUAAUGAGUACAUUCGCUCUUAUGUACUUACGGAAAGCUCGCUGUUUGUUACGCGGGAGCGCAUAGUUCUGAUCACGUGCGGCACAACGACUCUGCUUAAUGCGGUUCCGCACGUUUUGGGGGCGGUGAGUGAUGUGCGUGGGGAGGUGGAAUGGGUCUCCUUUAUGCACAAGAACUACAGCUUUCCGUGGGAGCAGAAGGGGCCACACCUCUCCAUGGCAGAGGAGUUCAAUUCCCUCAAGACCUACUUUCCAUCGGGCAAACCUUUUAUAUUUGGUCCCGUGGACAGUGAUCAUUACUUUCUGUUUGUGUAUGAUGACAUUAUUCGUCCAAGCGAGACCGAGACUGACAGCCAGUUAAGCAUGACAAUGUACGGCCUAGAUCCCGCGCAGACGGCGCAUUGGUAUUCCGACCGGUUUAUCUCGACAGGCCAGGAGACGGCUGCUAUCCGUCAGGCGACAAAGCUGGACAAGGUAGCAGAUGGCUCAUGGAAGGUGCACGACUUGCAAUUUGAGCCUUGUGGGUAUAGCGUGAACGCCAUCCGUGGUUCGGAAUACCAAACGAUUCAUAUCACACCAGAGGAACACUGCUCUUUUGCCUCCUAUGAGACGAAUACGCCUGUUGGCAACUACGCGGAACGAAUAAGCACCGUGCUGGGCGUUUUUUCUCCACAACGUUUCUCAGUGAUUGUGUUCCUUGACCCCGACAGUGCUGCCGGAAAGCUGUACCAGCGGGGGGAAAACGUUGGGGUGGAAGCUGAGUACUACCCAGGAUACGAACUGCAAAACCGCACCGUCAAUGAAUUUGCUCCAGGGUGUGUGGUGCUGAAGAUGAAUUACGCACGGAAAACGGCAGACGCCGAGGCAGAUCCCACCGCCGCUGUGGAAGCCUAG